Molecule: messenger RNA, 1701 nt
Organism: Quercus robur (English oak)
Lineage: Eukaryota; Viridiplantae; Streptophyta; Magnoliopsida; Fagales; Fagaceae
Exons: 1
Coding region: 630-1577 (315 amino acids)
Source: RefSeq, a predicted model, not a curated record
AACCCAUGUGAGCUGCUCUCCAACCAGUCCACACAAUUUACCAUAUAGUACAAAAGGUUUUCCCACUCAUCCCCGUAAUCCGAAUCAUAUUAGUACUAGUAUUCCUUUAAGCUUUCGGAUUUUGAUAAUAUUUAAAUCAAUUUAUAAGCUAAAGGUUUUGUUUUUCAUUGGUGGUCACAAAUUUUGUGGUUCUGAGUGGUUUAUUGGGCUUAAAAGGUAAGGUUUCUUCUGCCUAGAAUUUCCACAGUACCUUGUUUUAUUUUCUAGCGUGUACUUCAGGCAACAAUAUAUGAACUUAGCCUGUGAAUUUCGGUAAAAGGGUAGGGUACUACUUGGCUUUCUGACAAGGAGGGUACUUAUGAAUAAUUGUGUGAUUCUUGUAGCAGGGUUUAGCAUAUUAUUUAAUAGUUUCCUUAAAACAAUGUGAUGCUUUAGGUUCUUUGUGAAUUCUCUUCAUAGUUUGUGCAGUGGGCGUUUGACUUCUAAAUUCACAAACCUUUUUUUUUUUUUCUUUCAAUAUCUGUACUGUUUCUUUAGUUGGUGGUCUCUAUUUUUAGCAAAAACUGUGAGAUUGAGCAAUUUUGAGUCCAAAAUCAGUUGUUUUGGGGAAUGUGAAAUACUAGGCAAAGAUGGGAUCUUUCAGUAGUUUAGCAAUUGGAUUGGGUCUGGUCUUUGGGUGCCUCCUACUAGCUUUUGUUGCGGAGCUUUACUAUUUGCUAUGGUGGAGGAAGAGGAGAAUCAACAGCACAGAGAUUAUUGAAGAUGAUUACAGCAAUUAUGCAAAGGAACUAUUUCAAUUUAUUUGUUGGAAGAGACCCUCUUCUACGCACACCAACAAUACUCAACAAGAAAGUAUGAGAGACCCAGAUGCUAAUAAUAGUCUUGAACCAGACCUAGAGCUUGGCACUAGCAAGGACGUGCUUCUGAUGACCUAUGAAGAAGAAGGUGUGGAAUCAGAGCUCAUGAGGCUGCACAAUCUUGCAGGCCCACCAAGAUUUCUCUUCACAAUCAAAGAGGAAACUAGAGAGGAUUUGGAGUCUGAUGAUGGGAAAUCUAGAGGUGACAGAAGCAGAAAAGGGUCAAGAACUAGGAGCUUGAGUGAUCUUGUGGUGGCUAUUGAAACCCCAUUCCUUACCCCUUUGGCUUCUCCACGAUUAAAGUCUCCAACUUUGAACCCUUUUGAUUCCUAUAACCACCAUGGAUUCAACCCUCUCUUUGAAUCAUCAGCGGAGGUAGAAUUGAACAGGUUGAGAUCUUCUCCACCUCCAAGGUUCAAGUUUUUGAGGGAUGCAGAGGAGAAACUGUAUAGAAGAUUGAAGGAAGAAGCAGAGAAAAAGGCAGUUCAGAAUUGUGAGACUGUUCAAGAUUCUGGGGUUAAAGCUCCUUCUAGUUCAACAGUGGUAACAGAAGAAAAAGAUGGGUCUUUUCCCAAAAUUAUUUCUGGUAACAACAAAGAGAGAGAGCUUCAUCACAAUCUACCACAAUAUCAAUAUCCUGCAAGCUCCUCUCAGGUACUUCCACUGGCUUCUUCACCUACGACAUUCAGACCAUUUGACAAGGCACCCAUGGUGCAUUAGAUUUCCAUGAAAUUUCUCUUUGUUAAUUCUUUUCAUAUGUUAAUUAAUUUUUCUAAGAUGAUCACUUGUGUAUUAAUCUAAAAGGUGGUUAUUUUUAUAAGCUUGUUGGUUCUUAUUUGUGAUA